AUGGCUACCCACGCAUCAAUAACAGUAGACAUUCCGUAUGUCAAAAGAAACGAUGACGGAAACAUCCCGAAUCAUGCGCAGAUGUUUUCCCACGAUGCCGAGUUUCUCGACGUUCAGCCAGCAGAGGUUCACAAUGCCCGGACGACCAAUCGAGAGUUUUCGAUAUCAAGCAACGGGUUUCAAUACGCGCGACUGGAUGAACAGCCUCAAAUAGACUACCUGGACGAGGACCAAGUCAAGAAAACAUACUUCCCAGAGCUUGAGAAGUUGCUGAAGAAAGAGCUUGGCGCUUCUGAAGUAAAGGCUUUCCAUCAUGUGGUCCGCAACGUAACCUACGAGGACGGGAUGGCCUAUAACCGAAAGCACCGCUGUCCAGCUCGGAGACCUCACGUCGACGUCACCGACAAGUUCGCGCCGAUCCUCAUGAGCUGGGACUGCCCGGACAUGCAUGCGGAUGUGCAUGCCAACGGGAAGCACUGGCAAAUGGUCAACGCGUGGCGGCCACUGAAGACGGUGCGCAAGAACCCCGUGACCGUCGCUGAUACAGCUUCGAUGGCGUGGGAGGACUACUUGACUGUCCCACAGCCAGAGGUCGGACCUGGCGUUGAGGGAUUCUGGCUGCAAAGACCGCAGGAUGCAGACCGGAGGCAUGAUUGGUGGUACAUGGCGGACCAAACGCCCGAAGAGGUGUUGCUCUUCCUGCAGCAUGAUUCCGAGGGUGCUCAAGUGGUGGCUCAUACAUCAUUUACGCAGCCAGGACCGGUUCCAAAAGAGCCGAGAGAGAGUAUUGAAGUUAGGUUCGACCGAAUAGACGUACACGCUGAAAUUGACUUCGCGCGGGAAGAAAGUGAGCGCCGAGCCCGCAGCGCCGUCAUCCAGGCGCGGAACAAAGCAGAUCUAGAAUCCCGCAUCAGCCAGUUGCAAACCCUCUGUAACAGCAACUCACGCUUCUUCCGUGUGCCCAAAGAGGUCAGGGACAUGAUUUACGACUUCGUUCUGCUGGACAUGCCUCGACAGGAGUUCAUCGACCUGGAACUUGCCAACACACGAUACUCGCGUUGGAAAAGUUCUCGACUUCGACGCCUGCUUGAAGUGUGCCGUCUUUUCAAGGACGAGCUCCUGAGCCGUUUUCUAGGUCUCAACAUCGUCAGAAUGUCGCUGUAUGCUUCGGACUUCUCCGACAAGUUUGGCAUCCGCAGAGGGGCCAAGAUCGUGGCAUCAGCACAUGUGUUCAUGACGUUUCUGGAACGAGUCAGACGUUUCGCUUUGCAUCACGAGGGAAGCGACAGGCCGUUUUGGAAGGACACGACUGCUAAAACAGGCCUGUUGUUGGCGAACUCGAUGCCUCAACUCCAGGAGUUGACAAUCUACCCGACGGAGGAGACGACACAUAUCGAUGGCGACUUCUUGUUCUUUGUACUGCAGGUUUUGACGAGCCCCAGCCUCAACAAACUCAUCUUUUUUGACACUUUUGACGUUGUCAAAGAGGGUGACUUUGAGUGGGCGAGGAACAAGGAGUCGACAUGUCGGAUCGAGGUGGCCUGCCUGCGGCCCGACAAACGUGAGCCACGAACUGGACGAUGUGGGCCCUAUAUAGCAUUUGCUGGUCCGCCCCGUUAUGAGGGCUGGCGUACGCGAGAAGAGCCGGGCAUCAAUGACAUUUGGCCGUGGCGGGAGAGAUGCCUCAGCAUGAUGGGGAUUCAAUUCAACACCCAGCCAAGUCUAACGGAGAACAACCGCGUCAAGUUUGCUAUCGACUGA
Messenger RNA from Colletotrichum chrysophilum, 1761 nucleotides. RefSeq lists its product as uncharacterized. The record is from RefSeq and is a predicted model, not a curated record. The transcript has 3 exons. The coding region runs from base 1 to 1761 and encodes 586 amino acids. NCBI's taxonomy places the organism in Eukaryota, Fungi, Ascomycota, Sordariomycetes, Glomerellales, Glomerellaceae. Gene Ontology annotation, molecular function: oxidoreductase activity.